Molecule: messenger RNA, 6435 nt
Organism: Myiozetetes cayanensis
Lineage: Eukaryota; Metazoa; Chordata; Aves; Passeriformes; Tyrannidae
Gene: FBXO48
Product: F-box protein 48
Exons: 4
Coding region: 141-590 (149 amino acids)
Biological process (GO): SCF-dependent proteasomal ubiquitin-dependent protein catabolic process
Cellular component (GO): SCF ubiquitin ligase complex
Molecular function (GO): protein binding
Source: RefSeq, a predicted model, not a curated record
AAAAACAGGCGAGCCCGUACCCUCCGCAACGCGGACGGCAGGGACAUGGCAAGCGGGCAUCCAGCCCCGGGCGCUGCCGCCCACGGGCGCCCCGGAGCACCGCGACAGCGGCCGCGGUGACACCGCCCCCCGCCCCGGGGAUGGACGCGGAGAGCGCCGGCGGCCGCGACGGCGCUGCGGGAGCAGCAGGAGGAAGAGGAGGAGGAGGAGGACAGGGGGACUUGGUGUCCGCCCUCCCUCCCGAGGUGAGCUCCCGGAUUUUCGGCGGCCUGGAUGUGGAGAGCCUGUGCCGCGCGUCCGCGGCGUGCAAGGGCUGGCACCGCGCCAUCGAGGGCAACGAGCGGCUGUGGCGGCACCACUGCCUGGCCGUGCGGGCCGUCUGCCGGCGGGAGAUCGACUGCGACCGCGGGAGCGGCUACUCCUGGAAGAUCACAUUAUUGAGAAACUACUGGAAAAGCAAAGUGAAGCAAGAAUGGCUGAGUGGAAAAUACAGCAACAUUCCUUCACAACACAGCUUGCCAGAGAAAAGCAUGUAUCCCAUGGACGUCGAUACAUGGGGAGAAAUCUUGGAAGCAGAACUUGAAAGAUAAGAAACCAGUGCUGAUUCUUGCAACUCAAAAACCUUUUGCCAAUGACACACAAACUGGCCGUUGUCAAACUGAUUUUGAGUGAUUUUUAACUGAUUUUGAACCGAUGAUGAAAGUUUCUGGAAGUUACAGGAUGGAUGUGUCCUCUUCCCUUUAAAGACACCCCAGCAGCAUCCAUUGCUCCAGACAGCGGCACUCCCUACACCAGCUGGUUUGGGCUCAGCUCUUUCCAUUCCUGCCUGCCAACACCAGUCACUGAAAUGCCAGCGAUAGGAAGAUGGUACUAGCACUGAAAUUAGCACUCACACAUGGGUAUCCUUCCCUAGAGAGCAUCCUCACCCCACCUGCACCCCAGGGCACACACCAGCUGCCCUCACACCUCGGUGGCUGGUGAAACCUUUUUUCCGCUCCAGUGCCCACCUCUUACCCACAUGUUUUUGAGGAAGUGGAAAUUUCUACUUUAGCAAACCCCCACCGACCUUCCCACUGCAUUGGCACACCAUUUCUACCUUCCCACUCAGACACUGUCAGCUGCAGGAAGGUCCCCAAGGCAUCCAUUGCCCAGGCUUCCCAUCAGCCACCCGACCUUCCUGCUUCCCCAGCUUUCCUAGGACAGACAAGCCCUUUGGAGACAGCACAUGAGGCUUGUGUGGUGCAGAACAAAUAGCAAAUGUUCUCUUCCCACACACCCCAACUGUGCAACAUGUGCUUGAACAACCAGCCAGGCUUCUGUGGGGAAAAUAGGUUUCCCUGCUGCACAGAAUGUCCUGAGCUGCUGCACACAGCUGGGCAUCAAAAAGACCAGCUCUGAAGUUCAACAUAAGGUCAGUAUUUUAUUUCUGCACCUCCAAAACCACCUGUGGUGUUACAGCCUUCCUUGCAGCUACUCAAUAUUGCAGCGCUCUCUUUCUGAAACAAGGAGCCGACAGUGUGGCUUUAUUUCAUCAUGGUGCAGGAUGUGGCUUUGGGCCACUGCCAUUAAAAACUAAAUGAAAAAGCAAGCACGAGAUAUUUAAUCAACACAGACUUUUCUUCAUUAGACCACUCAAAUUUCAAGGGUAAUUUUGCCAGGUGUUUGUGCCAAUAGGCAGAUAGGUACAUCCCUGUCCUGGUCAUCUUUGGAAGGUUCCAAGUAGCAAAGUUAUCCCAACCCAAGACAGAACAGUUGGGCUCAGGAUUGGGAUCAGCUGCUUCAGCCCACCAGGGCUGACAGAAAGAUCAUCUUCAUUUUCCGGUCCUAGCAACUGUCUGGAUUGCUUUGAUCCACUCUGAACGCUCUGUGGAUGAGGCUGCUUGCAAGUAAUAGUGGAUUUCAUUUGCUGUGAUGAUUUCAAAGAGGAUGUUGUCAACAUCAUACUUCUUGGCUACAAGGAAGAAAUAAAGAAGUCAGCUCUGAGAGAAUCAAGUCUUGUACUUACAAUGUUUCCUCCUUUACACACUGUGAGGGGAUCUCCUUCCUUUCUGCAGUGAGCCUGACCAGGCCUUCACCAAGAUUGGGUCCAAGACUGCAAGACUGGGCCCAAGAAAUAGGUCUCUCUCUCUCUCAGAGAAACCACACAUGAAUCCUGCACAUUUGAAAUUCAGGAGUCUCUGGUUAGUUGUUCUCAAAUCAUGGAAGGAUCUGCAAUCCUGCAGACAAGUCACAUUCCCCUCCCACGAUCAAGCUCAGCUUACUUUGUCUAAAAGCCACUUAUCCUAACACAGGAAUGGAGUCUUCCUUUUGACCAGCCUUCCCCAAAGAACUGACAAAACACAAAAUUCUCUGUUGCUGCCUCUACCACAGUAUCCUACCCCAGUAAUUCAGACAGAAGAGAGACACCACUCAUUAGAAUUACCAAAUCGUUGUGCAUAUAUUGCUUUUGAAUAAAAAACACUUGUGCUUUCAGGCAGAUCAAAAGAAUGCACCAAAAACUUAUUACACAGCUCAUUUGCUGUGGUUCCUUACUGUCUGGCAUAUCUUCCACUGCUGUCACCACACAGCCUCUCAAGUGAAUUGCUCCCAGUGGUUCUUCUCCCUGGGGAGGACAUGAAAUCAAAAUGAAAUACAACACUUCUGAAACUGUUCAUAUGUUCAUAUCUGGUUACAGUUCCAGAACAGAAACAAAACCAUUUUAAUUAGUAUGUUGCCCGUGAGAACCAACAGGUUCUCAGUCUGUGUGUGACACAGAGGGUGAAGUGUGUGGUAGGGGGAGGACUUGCAAAUAAGUAGGGAAUAAUUUGGGGGAUUUAGAAUUCAGGAUCUGCAGAGUACUUAGCAUGGGAACAGGAAAGUCAGACACUCCUCACUGUUGAUUCUCCAGUGUGUCUAGGCUGCCUUUACCAAGGAGGACAGCACAGCAUAAAGCAUCUGUAACCCCCAGUAGCACUGUUGCUGCAGCAGUGCAGGAUGAGAUAAAACUUGUGGGCUGAAUCAACUCAAAUGACAGUUUUUGAGGGGCACUCUUUGCCCAUGGCACUGCUUCUUCCUUAGGGCAGGGUUUGGCAUGUUAGAAUUACUCAAGGAAUGGAAUGCCCUGUCUCAGCCUGACACAGCAUAUUUGCUCAAUAUUUGCUCAAAUAUAAACUGCAUGAUUAUUGUACUGAGGUCAUUUGCACUGAGUUUGUUUUGAUCAAGUGAGAGCACACAUUAAUUCUAAUUAAUUACAGAUAAGAGGUGAGAGUACAGUUCAGUAUUACUUGUCCCCAGGUCUGGGUGGCACUUGCUGCACUGACUUGGAAGCCCAGAAACCAUCCUUCACUCUGCUUUUUCAGAGGAUGGCAAGCCCAUAUGAGCACAGACAAAUCCCACUGUCCUCCCUGGUCUUCUCUGUCACACAUUCCCACAUAGAUACUCCAUUUGGAUAUUUCUACAAGGCACUGGCUUUAAAACAAACAGGGAGAUAAACCAAAUAUCUCUUACUCCAGCAGGAUCAUAGUAGUGAAGAUAUGCAGGAUCAUCUCUUAAAACAAACUUUCUCACUUUCCAGUUCUUCCUCCGAUGUCCCUAGGAAAAUUCCAAAAUAGGAAUGUCAUUAACUGCACUGCCUGCAUACAGAGCUUACCCAGACAUGAGAGAACAUGCAAAUACAAAAGAGAAAAAGCUGAAUAUUUUGGACAGGAAAGACUCACUGGACUAAGACUUGAACCUGGCUUUUCUACGUUCCAAUGUUUUGCACAACAGCUGGACUAUCACACUGUUGUCCUUUUUUUUUUUUUUUUUUUUUGGACAAAGCAGAAGAGCUUCAACAUGGGAGAUUCCCCUAAACACAUGAUACAAUCUGGUAGUUAUAACAUUCACAUGAGGUCUGUGAGAACUGGGUUUAAAUGCCUGCCAGAAAACACAGCUGCAAAGGGCCUUGCAGGAAGGUACCUCGAACUAUUGGCAAGAAUGAGCUGAAAGUCCUUCUCUCCCUGCAAAGAUAACAACAAAAACAUGCUUAUCUGGCUUAAGCACCCUGGAGGGCUCAUGGCUGAGAAGCUCAAUCAAGCAGAAAUAACACCACUGUCUACUGUGGACGUGGUGCCUCAUUGCCUGUUUUUAAGACUGAAAGGAUGGGUGUGGAAAGUCUAGAUCUGCUGAAACCAUUCUCAGCAGAAGCAGUGACCCACAACCCAUUGAGGGUGACCAAAUGCAGACUCACACCGGUGGAAGGUUGCCAUGAAUCACUUCCUCUUGGCAUUUCAAAAUACCAGUUUCUCCAUUACCUAGGAAGCUCUUGCUAACUAGAAAGAUGUGAAUGUGACAGGGUAAAAGAACAGCAAGUGCGGGUCUAAUUUCUUCCAUUGCUUUUUGAGUAAUCUGAUUGAGCAAGAGAAAUACAUAUGAGCAGCACCAAAAGGUCCAUAAGCCCUCAAGAACUAUUUUAACAGUGAAGGUUCAGAUUCAAUAUCAGGAGAUUUUUUUUUAGAGAGAGGGUGGUUCAACACCCUCAAAGAGUGCAAUAAGUCAGGUCAGUCCUGAAGUGGUCAGGCAGUUGGAGCAGAUGAUUGUUGUAGAGUCACUUCCACAUGAACCAUUCUAUUCAUUGAAGAAUCCUGGUUUUGCCUUCAGUUCACUAAUAUCUGCUUGCAAUGGCCUUGGAAAGUAAGACACUUCCCAUGACAUUCACUGAUUGCUUAAUGUUUUACUGGAAAGGAAGGUGUACAGUUAUCUUCUGUCUUACACAUCAAAUGUAAGUCAUGGAAAGGACUCCUUUGCUCAGGAAUGCUGAAAAAGCCUGUGAAAACUGGCAUCUGAAUCCAGCUGUGUGUCCAGAGGGGCACAGGAGUGGCAGCCUUUUUACCCACUGUACCAAUGAAUUAUCACUUCUCCUGCAUUAAAACUCUUUCCUAAUUAAAACUGUCAACUGUUUUAUUUCGUGCAAUAAACCUUGCAAUGCUGGGCAAGGCUGCUGCUGCCAUGCAAGUGUUCUUCGUGCAAAGGCAGGAGGGACAGAGAUGAAACUUGUCAAGUGUGGGGAUGACAUAGAGUAGUUCUUAAAGCUUCUAAGUGUAAAAGAGUAAUCUUGUACCCACAUAGCUUCAUCCUAGUGACAGGAUGGAACACAGGCAAUACUGACCUGUUUCAGCAAACAUCCUUGUUUGACAAUUGUGCCUCUGAAUUCCUCUUUCAGGACCACAUCGUCAUCACUGGAAUAUCCCUCACAGAAAAACCCACUGUCUGGCUGCAAAGCCACAAGAGAAAAUUCAGAAGUUACACAGCUGCUGCAUUCUUAUGAACAUGUACCAGUAUGGCUUCUCUUUGGCUUCCCUCCACCCUGUCUUUUGCCACUUAAAAAAACCCAAAAAACUAAAAAGUUUAAAAAACAAAAAAAUCAACCCUUUUACUGGAAAAACCUCCCAGUGAAGUUGAGGGGCUCUCCAAGUCACCAUGGCACCCUUUUGGUGUGAGGUAGGAGUACACUUCUAUGAUACCAGCUCAGACAUUGACCUGCUGGGACCUCCUCACACCGUCCUGGUAUUGAAUUGAACUAGAAACAACCUAAAAGCAAGCAGAGCACACAUGGACUGCCAGAAAAAAUGUUCCAGGAGGCCAAAAACUGUGAUGGCCACAAGGCUGCCUUCACCAGCAGUGUCUCUGCUUCCAUUGCUGCACAGGAAAAAGUCUCCCUACCACAGACAUAUUCUAGGAAAACAAUUGAAGUAAAGGAAGAGUCAUUUUGCUGAGGCCGAGUGAUUCUAUAUGGUAAAUAUAAACAGAAUUGUAGCAUCAAUUUACUUGGUUUUACUUGACAGAAGGCAUGCUUUUUUGUUAGCAUUAAGUCCAUAAGCCAAACAUCUUUAAAAUAGUAUUUGACUGUGACUGGGAUAUUGCAAGUUCUUCAAAUCAAUCCCCAGAGUACGAAGCAAUAAAUGGAAAAGGCUGGAUAUGAUAACAAGAAUAGGUGCUACUGGGGGUUAUUAAAAACUUCUAAUUCUUUGCUCAUAGGCAAACUGUGUGUGUGUGCACACUCACACUGAGUCAGAUUUGAUGGCUCUGCACAAAAAUGGGUUUGUAGCUUGUGUCACUCUGUGAAGCCCCAUGAUAAUGAAUUACUCUUCCCUUCCACUGAAUCAUGAGGGAAACCAAUGGUUAAGUUCUGGCCACCAGUGCAAUUACCAGGAACAGAGUCUAAGUUAAAAAGAACCCAGCUUGGUCUCAGCACUCAAUUCACACUUAGAAAGGUGCCAGAAAAAAAAAAAAAAAAAAAAUCCUAGUUACAACUAUUAAAGUGAGCCAGCUCAUUUUGAGCAUCACGAGAGAAACACAAUUAACAUGGAUCUCUCCAUUUCUGAGCAGUCUUUCCUCCAGGAUUUAAGAAGCUCAACAGAAAGCCCGAGAAAAGCAGAGAAAAGUCUGAGACAAUUAAAAAAAAAAAACAAAACAAAA